This is a messenger RNA of Paramuricea clavata, 1584 nucleotides long. Lineage: Eukaryota; Metazoa; Cnidaria; Anthozoa; Malacalcyonacea; Plexauridae. The record is from the annotation of a GenBank genome assembly.
AUGAAGAAACAGCAAAGUGAGAUGGAUGUGAAGCUCAGGGCGUUGAACUUCAGAUUGAAACGCUGCGACGAAGACUCGGCAAUGAAGAUAGAGGUAGCCGUAGACAGACACCGUGAGUCCAUUACAACAAUUUUAAGUACAAUUAGUAUUUUAAAAGGUUCCAUUGAAGAAGCCACAUUCGCGCAGAGCGAAUCUGAUGAAUCAAUACAACAAUGGUCUACAGAGAUAGAAAAUCAAAUUGCACUGGCUGACAAGUGUACGCAGAAACUUGCCGAUUUCGUGAAGACCAUAUAUCAAAGGGCACAAGAAGUUGAAUUGAAGCAUACACAGGAACAGACAAUGCAAUUCGAAAAACAAUUAUUAGAGCAGAAGUUAGAGGCCGCACUGAAAGAGAAGAAAAUUGCUGGGAAAACCGUGAGAUUGCCUAAGCUUAGCAUAACUAGAUUUAAUGGUAAACCGCAUGACCGGGUGCGUUUCAAAGGCCAGUUUGAAGCGAUGGUCGACUGGCAAAGUGUACCACCGAUAAGUAAGUUCUCCCACCUUAAAGAGCUCGUUGAUCCAAGUAUUUGAACAGUGAUAGACUGCCUCCCGUUUACAGACGAAGGAUACACUCGGGCCUUCAAAUAUUUGGAAGAUAAAUAUGGGCACCCUUGCGAAGUAGCUGGUUCAUAUGUAGUUAGUCUCUUAGAAUUGCCGACCAUUAGUGAAAGGGACGUUUCCAAAAUACACCGAUUUUACGAACAGCUAUUGUUUAACGUUGAGAACUUGGAAACCCUUGGGGAAACUUGAUAGCAUUGAAGGCACAACCUAUUACGUGUUGCGCAAACUUGAAAUCAUUAAAGCGGAACUUGUGACUCAUGUUAAGACUGACUGGAGAGAUUAGACAUUCAAGGAUUUGUAAGAAUCCUUGAAAAAAUGGGCGGAGACCAAUCUAGUUACUAAAGUUCCUAAACGAGGUAAAUUUGGAAAAGAUCCCUACAGUCAGUCCCCAGGCGGGCGAGCGUUUGGGUCACGAGAUCAUGAAAUAAAAUGCGUGUACUUCGAAAGUACAGAUCACAGAGCCAAAGCAUGUGACAAGGUGUUGACACCACUUGAGAGAAAGAAAAUCCUUGCCAAAAAGCGUUUAUGUUUUAAUUGCGCAAGUGGUUAACUUCAUGCGAAUUCUUGUAAGAGUAAAAUCUCGUGCCAACCCUGCGAAGGGCGACAUCAUACUUCGAUAUGUGAGAGUAAAAACCCUGAUGAAACUAACAACGGUACAAGUUUCACAGCCAGUAUAAACAAAAGAUCUGUAAUUCAUCCUGUAGUGUUAAUUAAGAUAAACGGACAGACAUUCCGCGCGUUGCUUGAUAGUGGCGCCAGUCACUCUUACGCUUCCUCUACCUUAAUCGACAGAUUAAAGCGCGUCCUGUCAAAACUAGUACUCGCAGAAUAGCUACCUUAAUGAGCACAACUACCACUAAAGUUGAAGAAUACGAUUUGUCUUUAGAAGCAAUAUUACGGAAAUUUGUUCUCAAUGCCAGAGUUACUAAAAUAAACAAGCGCGAACUAUUGACUUUAGAUAAUCCUAAUUAUGAAGGGUUUUAA